AUGAAUGCAAUUCAGGAGGAUGUCAUCCUUAAAAUUCAAGAAUUAAGGGAAGAUUUGAUAAAAGAAGUUGCUACUUUAGAUCACAAUUAUUCUACACUUCACAAUAAGGUUGAUGUUAAGAGCUUUAGGAAUGUUGAACACUUACUGCAAGAGUUGAAGGAUAUUGUUUCAAAGUCUGAUUUUUCGAAGUCAUCCGUAGUUUCUCCUGAAAAGUUCACUGAAAAAUGUCACAUGCUACAGUCAACCAUUCAGAAAGAAUUAGCUCCACUUGAGAAAUUCAUAAAUUUUAUACCAACGAAUCCCCCACCUAUUCCUACUUCUCUUCCGAGAACUUCGAUUUUUACUACAUCAACAAUAACAACAACAAGGCCUAUCACAAAGGCCAUUGUUAUUGGAACUGUUGGUGGAGAGUCGAGUUCAUCUAAGCCAAAUCCAAGUGAACAAGAUAAAGACAAAGGAAAAGGUGUAAGUCAGGAGUUGUCGAAAGAAGAAAAGAAGGAUGCUCAAGAAGCUGAAAUGGCAAAACAAAUACAAAUCCAGAGUAUUCUUUAA
This is a messenger RNA of Lactuca saligna, 552 nucleotides long. The record is from the annotation of a GenBank genome assembly. Lineage: Eukaryota; Viridiplantae; Streptophyta; Magnoliopsida; Asterales; Asteraceae.